Molecule: messenger RNA, 6336 nt
Organism: Fusarium sp. VM40
Lineage: Eukaryota; Fungi; Ascomycota; Sordariomycetes; Hypocreales; Nectriaceae
Source: the annotation of a GenBank genome assembly
AUGGAGUCCAUUGGACAAAGCAUCGAGCAACCCCAUGGAUCCAUAGGCAAGGAUAAGAACAAGCACCAUAAUAAUGCUCCCGUGAACGUCGACGAGGUAGAAGUCUCGGAUGGUGAGAGUGAGAGCACCACCGUUGCCUCAAACCCAACCUCACAAGACGACGCUGGUGUCAAAACCAUUCUGGCGGCCACAACAUCCAACACGGCCACCCCUACCCCAGCUGCACCUAAUGGCCUGACAAAGAUUACAACCAUCACAAAGCUCCAUGACUAUGAAAAGUUAACACAAGUCACGACGUCGGUCAAGAAAUUGAUCGUUCGUUUUGAUGGCUACGAUGAAGAAUUCGUCAAUGACACAGACAUUAGGAGCUAUCUUGAACACAUCUCGGACGAACGUCUCAUCCACAUGCCGCAACGAGGUAGUGAUUGGGAUCGUGUACUCAGUAAUGCCCAGCUCUUCGGUCUUCAAAUCACAGCUUUCGCUAGCAAGAUUGAGACCUUUGCCGCUGGUGCCCAUGCAUCAGCAUCAGCUGCUUUGGCCAGCUGUCAAGUCCUUCUUGAGAUCGGCCAUAACCAAGCAAAAGCUCUCGCCCCAACCUUCAUUGCCUUCUACGAACUGGCCAUGCUGCUAUCCACAGUCUCUCGCAUCCGCGACCUCGAACAUAUGCCCCCGUCCGUCAAAGAGGCAGCUGCCCAUAUCCUUUGCGAGCUUGUGCACCUCAUCGGCUGCAUCGCAAGCCACUACAAGCAGAAGAUUGGUAGCCUCAGACCUGGCAGCACCGUCACCAUCAGCUUUGAUGCAGCAUUUGGCCAACACAUCGACAGCAUCUGGAAAGCCAAGGAUGAUCUCUGCGACCGUGUGUGGCGACACCGUCUUGGCAACAAGGCCUUUUCCAUCAGCCUCAAAUCUGUCCGCCAACGCCUCCAGCCAUCCUCUGCUUCGUCAGCCAGAAACACUCUGUACGACGAAGUCUACGAGCAUGUCGAACGUUCGGAGGAUACCUGUGGCUGGAUAACCGGCCAAUUGACCAGCUUCCUCAGCAGCAAGGAGAAGCUUCUCAGCAUAUGGGGUGAGGCUGGCAUUGGUAAAAGUGUCCUUGCUGAGUGGGUUCAGGAGAGACUUGCGCGUCCUCUGGACUACAAAUCCUACACUGUCCUUGCCUACAACUUCCCUUGGGACUCUCCCAAUGAAGCGACAUCGCUUGCUUGCGUGAAGAGCUUCAUAUUCCAGUUGCUGGACCGUAGUGUAGGCGAUGUUGAACUCUAUGGACGCCUCGUGCAGGCCUUUGAAGCAUACUCCAAGACCUCCGACCCGGCCAAGCUCGAGACAGCUCUCUGGAGUGCUCUGCACACUGGACUCCAUGCAAAUGAGAGAGUAGGAACUUCCUUCAUUCUCCUGGUGGAUGGCUUUGACGAGAGGGUGGUCGGCUCCAAGAGCGCAGUUAGCUUGCACAACACCCUCAAAGGCUGUGUCUCAGACCUCUCCCUCACUCGUGUUAUCACUUUCUCUCGAAGAAUUGACGGUUUCAAGGACAGCAAGGUCUUCAAGAUCACCGAGGCUCAGAUCCAUGAGGACAUCCGAUCUCAUUUCAAGCAGACACUGUCCAAGUCUCGUCACUACCAUGAUGUUACCCAUCAAGACCGUGAGAAGUUCGUUGACGACCUGGUAGUAAAGGCUAAUGGCAGUUUCCUUUGGGCGUUCUACGCUGGCCGUCUCCUGCUACGAGAGAAAUCUUGCGAUGCAUUCCUUGCGACCGCCAAGAGUAUCAGCAACAAUGUCUUUGAGGUCCUCCGAAGUGCUGUGGAGAAGUUGAACCUCAAGCAGAACGAGACAGUCAGGUAUCUCUUGUCCUUCAUGGUCAUCACCAGCACCCCAUUUGCAGCACAAGAAAUUGCAGAUCUCCUCUCCACAGACCUACACAAGAGAUGCAUGCAUUCCACCCCUUUCAACAUCCAAAAGUUUGUUUCGGAGAACUGCAGUGACUUUUUUAUUAUCCGUGGAGGACGCCUCCACUUCCGCAAUGCCGUUGUUCAGAUGCACUUCAAGAGUCUGCUUGGCAAGUCCCUCCUUUCAGAGAAAGAAACCCAUUCGCAACUGACGCUGAGAAUGCUUCUGUAUGCGAGAUUGAACCUUGGCGAUGAGCAAGAGCUCAUUCCAGAUGAGCUUGACGACUCCGUAGUGGAUGUCGUCCUCCACAAGCACCACCUUAUGGGCUAUGUUAUGUGCAACUGGGUGACCCAUUUCCGUUAUGCUGGCUUUGUUGCCACUGACGGGAAGAUGAACCUGCCUUCUGGAUUCCGUGACAUUUUCCCCGAGUCUGUCAUGUUCACCCUCCUGGAGCGGCCGUGUUGGGGGAGACACCACGUUCCUAAGGACACUAUCGAGCUCCAUGAGCUUGCUCUCCGCGUCCGAGAGACUUGUUUCGGAGAGAAGCAUGUCACAGUCUUGCAGAGUCUCAUCUCUCUAGGCCACAUUCACGUCAAGUUCUCAACUUCUUCAGAUGCCCAUGUCCAUGGAGCACGAUACUUUUACCGCGCUGCUAAGUUAGGAGAGGCUGUUCUGUUAAAGACGAGUGUCUUUGUCAGUACUUGCACACAUCUCUUUUUGACUUGGACUGAGAGUAUUGUCAUUACCAAGAGGACUGAGAUUGUGGAUUGCCGCGAGGAGAUGAUUCGUGUCUGGAUUGAGGUUUGCAAGCACAAGCACGGUCGAUCAAGCGAUGAGGUCAUUUGCUGGUAUGAGAAACUUGCCAAGCUCUAUAUCUGCAUCCACGAAGAGUGGCGAGCAACCGCCAUCUACAAGGAGCUCUAUGAGAUUAUUGUCAUUCGUUAUGGCAAGAAGUCUCCCGAGGCUGGACGCAUCGGUGCCUUUUUUGGGACUUUGGACAUCGUCCUCAAAGGCGAAGAGGCUGAAAAGGGUAUCUGUGAGUUUGAGGAGUUCAUAUUUGAGACAACUGAAGAACUUGAUAUCCACGAUCACCUUUGCAUCGCCAUGAUGAUCAAGCUUGCCUGGUCGUACCACGCCUGUGGCAAGCAAUAUCUGGCCGAGAGGCUUUUUAUCAGUAUCUGGCGUCGCAUUUCUAUCACCUGUCGAGUCAACGCCAGCAUCGAGGUGCACAUUGCCAAGAUCCAGAUCGCUCUCGAGUACUGCAAGUACCUACGCAAGGUACAUCGCAAAGAGGAAGCCAGCACUAUCCUUAUUUGCCUCUGGGCCGAGUAUGAGCACUACCACUGCGAGUCUGAGACUUUGAUAGUCUGGAUCCGAGAGCUUGGAUCGUUCUGCAGGAAUUUUGGUCUGCUUGAGAUUACAGUUACAAUCUUGACCAAGGUUUGGGGCUGGUUCAAAGGACGUGGUAAGGGUGACGACGAAGAAGCUCGCAAGACUACCAUUCUUAUCACCGAGGUCGUGGAAGAGGUCACUGAGACCAUAAUCGAGAAAAAGACAACCACAACUACUACCACCGAAGUCACUGAGACGGUUGUCAAGGAGAUCUACGAGACGCACUACCACCGCUGCAAGAAGACUGGUUUUGACCGGGCCUUUUACUCAGCUUGCAUGGCACUCAUCGGCAUAUACUUUGAACACAACAAAUGGUCAGAGGCUGAAAUCAUUAUCAAGCGAACUCUUGAGAUCACCUGGAAGGCCAUCUUGAGCAUUGAAACCAGCAUCACCCUUUGCGAGCAUUCUGCCCGUGAAUGUGUCCAUGUGGCUCGCCGACUUGCCAAGUGCUACCACCGUCAAGGCCACUUUGAGGAGGCUGAGUCUAUUUACCUCCGCGUCUAUCACGCCUGUUUGACUUCUUGCACGCUUGAGGAUGAACUGCUGCAGGAGUCUCUCACAGUUCUGAUCGAAUUUUAUGAGGAGCACCACAGACAUGAGAAGGUGAUCCAAAUCUAUGUCGCCAUUUUGGAGCGGUAUAAGAAACAUCUUGGCCACUCCCAUCACUUGACCAUCAAGACGCUGUACCUUCUGGCCCAUCAUUGCAAGCUCAUUGGACAUAAGGAUACGUACACCUACUAUCUUGAGAUUGUCACUGUUCUGAACAAGGGUAUAAAGCAUUGCCAUCAUUAUGCCUUCGAAGCGUCCCUUUGGCUUUGCCGCCACUACCAUCAUCGUAGCAUGUGGGUUCAGCUACGGGAGAUCUGUAGCUUCAUGUGGGAAACACUUUGCCACCACCGGGGAGAGCACAAGUGGACUGAGGAUAUCAUCUGUGAGAUAUACGAGAAGUACACGUACGUUCUUGAAGUUCACAUUAAGGUUGAAUAUUCGGUCCUCUACAACAUCUCCGUCCAGUACAAGGAAGUAAUCAAGACUGUCUGCGGCAGCGAGUCUCACGGCUACAUCUUGGCCUUGAUCGCGUUUGCAAAGAUGUGCGAGAAGCAUGAGAGUCAUGUACACGAAGCGAUCACUGUCUACGAGGAGGUGAUCAAGAAAGCAACCAUAACCAAGACUACGACCACCGUUAUCACCGAGACUACCGUGACCACGGUCAAGAAGCGUCUUUCCAGACUGUAUGUGACCGUUAUCACCACUGGAGGGAAGAAAGGUGGGCAUGUCAAUAUUCCUGUCGAUCGGGCUAUUGAGAUUUGUAUCGAGACCUACCAGCAUCUCAAGAUCACCCUGGGAUGCUGGCAUGAGGAGACUCUGAAGCAACUUGAGUACGUGAUCAAGCUUUACCACACCUUCAACACCAAGGAGUACCACCUUAAGAUGGUGAAGCUCCUUGAGGUUCACAUCACUGAGGUUAUCACGACUUGCAAGGUCACGACGACGCUUUUCAAGGUUGCAAUUACUCUGGCGUCUAUCUACGUCAGCGUCAAUCUCAUCCAGGAAGGUCACCAGAUACUCCGCCAACUCCGCCAUCUUGUAAUCUUCAGAGGAACUAUGCCUUCGGUUGAUCUCACUCUCAAGUUGGAUGUCCACCUGAGCAGGCACGUCUUUAUCUUCCUCAGCGCUUUCGAGCAUGGUCUUUGUCCCAAAGAUUGCCCCACAACUUACUCCGAGAUCAUGGCCACCAUCAUCUUUGAGUCUCUUCUCUACGAGGAGUACUCCCGCGUGAUCGAACAUGAGACCGAUCUUGAGAUCAUCCUUGAGUGUGGAGCCAAGUUACGCGGCUUCUGGUUCGAGAACAAACGCUCUCAGCUUCUCGUCACGCUUGAUAAGCGACUCUUCCAGCUUUUCAAGAAUAAGUACGCAGCUUACUUCAAGGAUGUGAGCGAUGAGCACCUGCGUAUCUUUUACCUCGCCAUUCUUUGCGAACUUGGCAAAGAUCGUGGUGCGACCAGGAUUGACUUCCCUCUGCUCGCCGUUAAGGCUGGUAGCGUCAGAGUCAAGGAGCUCCUGCAUGCCAAGGACUGGCAUUGCGCUGAGCAGCUCGGCCACUGCAUCUUCCAUUUUGCCCAGGCACAGAAGCUAUAUCACCGCAGCAACUGUAUUCAAUAUGGCUACAAACUCGCUGAGUACCUCGCGGGUAUCGACGUGCCUCAUCCAAUUGACCCUAAGGAUGAUAAGGUUAGGAAUGCCAUGCUGACAACAUCGCGCGUAAUCAUGGCCGAGGUGCUCACUGCGUUCCGGCAAGAGAAUAUCGAUGUCCUCUGCCUUCGAUUUGAGGAUGUUUCUGGACUCAUCCGUCUUCUUGGGGCACAACAGAACUGGGAUGAGCUUGAACGACUCCUCCACCGUCUGUGGAGUGCCCGAGAGAGGAUGCAGAAGUCUGGCUGGUCGCCCGCUACCGUCUUGGACAUUGGUAAGAUGCUCGUUCACGCCCAGUAUGCCCGAAAGGAUGUCACUUGUGCUAUAGAGACAGCCGAGUUGAUCUGCUACAACAUGAGACGCAGCAGAGGCCGCCUCGAUGUAGAGACUCUGGAAUUAUCACGUCUUCUUGCUACUCUAUAUGCGGAUAGUGGUCGAAAAGCUGCUGCUAUGUCUCUCCACGAAUCAAUCUUGCGCGAGAUGAUCUCUUGCAGCAACGGAAAUGAGUUUGGUGAGGCCUAUCCCGAGCGCCAGCGGUUCACUUCAGAGGCACGAAUCCACCUUGAACUUCUCAAGGCCGCGCAUCAGCAGUUGAAAGGUUGGACAAAGCCAGUUGAUGAGUUCAAAGAGGUUCACUCUCAUCUGAACAGCGAUCUUGGCCUUGAACUGCCUGCUUUUGACAAGUGGUCCAAUGGAGCGGUGGAUAAGAACAUUGAGGGAGGAGGCAAGUACGUUGUUCCGAGGGAGUGGAAGCUUAAGGGUGAUACAAAGAGUGCUGUAUCACGCAGGAGGGUCAGCUAUGAGAGACCACGCGGGCGCUUGGAUGUGCUCCAGACUGCAAGGCACUGGUGGCUGGUUUAUUAA